Candidozyma duobushaemuli is the source of this 771-nucleotide messenger RNA. RefSeq lists its product as uncharacterized. The record is from RefSeq and is a predicted model, not a curated record. Lineage: Eukaryota; Fungi; Ascomycota; Pichiomycetes; Serinales; Metschnikowiaceae. Bases 1 to 771 code for a protein of 256 amino acids. The transcript has a single exon.
AUGACAACAAAAGUUAUUGCUACAGGCUCCGAGUCCGAGAUAGCCAACAAUGUGGAGACCCAGUUCGACGAUAAUAAGGUGGUGUUUCUGUCGUGGGUCCAGAAACGAUCCUUCAAGACACAUCAGUGGAAUAAGCGCUGGAUGGUUCUCCGAAAUUGCCAACUCAGCUACUACAAAAAGAGCUCUGAACACAAGCCUAGCAAAGUGCUCAACAAAUCUGAGUUGCUAGCAUUCAGUGACGUUCAAGAUGCCCAUAAGGAGCAUGAGAAUCACUUCGCCAUCUAUACGAGCAGCCGUGUCUACCACUUUCGAGUGGAAAGCAAGCAGCUUCAGAAUAGUUGGAUGAAGGCUUUGGAGAGUGUGGUGAGACAAUAUGAGGACGACUCCAAUGAGGAUGAGGAGCACGAGACAGCGGCAAGUCAUCUAUCGAACCUCCUGAAGGAUAAGAGGGAGGGAGAAUAUUUGGUUGAGCAGGGCGAACUACGAAAGCUUCGAAAGAGAUACAGUCAAUGGCGUAAGCUCUAUGUGGUGGUCACCAACAAAGCCAUCUAUUUCUGUAAACUGAAAGAACACAAGGACAGGGCAUACAAGAUCAUAAAGAUGGAGAAUGUCAUGGAUGUUAUCGAAGUUGAUGCCACGCGAGGGAAGAGCUGGUGUAUCAUGGUAAUUACCCCGAUGAAGCGCAUAUAUUUGGGUGCACAAGACGAACACGACAUGACAAAAUGGCUAUCGGCAAUCAAAGCCGUGGUUUUGCUGAAAAAGCGAAAUUGA